AUGAACCAGUAUUGUGGUCUAGAGUCAGGUGCCUAAUGACAACCAGGAGAGCCAAGGUUAGCAUUCUAGAAGAUUCGAGAAUAUUGCAGUGUUUUACGUUGAUGUAUCACCGUGUAUUUAUUGUCCGACAGGACCACGACCUCACUCUGACCCUCACGGCCGCCGUUACUCUCCGUACCACAAACACCCAGUGGCUGCUAGACCUGACACCAUGGCCCCACGUACAUCCUCACCAAGCAAUCUGGGCAUCGCGAACUCUCGACCUCAGGGUCCUGGCUCCCUGCUGGUCUCUCCCAUCAGCUCCCCCCUCAACUCAAGCCUCAGACCAGACAUCAGCCAUCCCUCCGGACUCUGCCACCGUCCUCUUCCCGGACCCCACCACAUCCCUCCUCCCCCACCCUUCAUGCCUCCUGUGUACCGACCAGUCAACGGACACUCAGGCAUGAUGCCUCCUGGACCCCCACCACCUAACGGACACCCGCCUGGUCCAAUGAUACCACCCGGACAUCGGCCUCCACCUCCUGGUGCUUACGGUCCCUCUUCCCCACACAACCGGUACCUUCCUCCACCUUCUCACUAUGGACCGGUGCCUCCUCCAUUCGGACCCCCACAUACCUACGUGCACUAUGGACCACUUGAUCACUUCAUCCCACUCCGACACCUGCCCCCUGGGGUGGCCCCAUUCCCUCCUCAUGUCGGCCCCAAAGACUUCCCUGUGCAGCCACAGGUCCCACAUGGCCAUGACUCUUCAGUGGGCCCCCAGCCCGGCGCUGGCCCCCAGGGCCAGGGGCAAGACUACAGCUCCCAGCAGGCAACAGCUGCCCCCCAGGACUCAGUCAGCUCUGCCAUGGCAGAGCCUUAGACACCUACCAACCGUUAACGACCUGGCUACAUUUAAUCAACCACGAUCCACCUCUUUAUUUUUUCCUUUUUGUUUUUAAUUGGCUGAAAAUAAAUAUCAUAUGAUAUACUUGGAAACAACAGAAGUAUCUAAAAAGUUAGUGUUCCUAUUAAAGCAUCAGAAAAUCAAUGUCGUAUGUUUCGUGUCUGAAAUGUAAUAAUGACUUGAAGAGGAGUAGAACUGAGGCUUGUUACUCUGCAAGUCCUAUUGUGCAAUAACAUUUCUUUUGAAUGACUGAGGAUUUUACGUUUUUGAAAGGGUAUUAUGUUGAUUUUGUAUUAAUUUCACAAUGUUAUCAUGGUUUCCUGUGGAAAUUAUUCAAAAUAAAUGGACCCCAAGCUUUUGGGUUGCUUGAUCGAUCAUUUCAGAAGUACCAUAUUAUCUUAACUCUUCCCCAAACUCUCUUCAGAAUGAACUGAAAAGGAAAGUUGUGUAAGUUGAAAGUCAAAGAUGUAUUUGCUGUUCUUAGGAUAUUUUAUUAAUAAAACUGGUAAAAGGUA
Molecule: messenger RNA, 1401 nt
Organism: Salvelinus fontinalis (brook trout)
Lineage: Eukaryota; Metazoa; Chordata; Actinopteri; Salmoniformes; Salmonidae
Product: basic proline-rich protein-like
Exons: 4
Coding region: 212-862 (216 amino acids)
Source: RefSeq, a predicted model, not a curated record